GUUCGCCCACCCGCGGGCCUGCAAUAAAGCAAACGUUUUUCAGAUUUCUUGACUUCUUCUCUCAAUUAUCUCUCCCUUUCAUCUUCUGUACUUCGUACGUUUCGUCCACUGCCUAUUGUAGACAAACGUUUGGUAGCAUUUGGGUUUUCUUUCAAUUGGACUCCUCUUCCUUUGUUGAUUGGUGUUUCGAAUGGCAGCAACCUAGCUGAUUGAUCGAUCCCCUCACGUGCUCGAUUUCCCUACACCACAGCCAUCAGACGUAAUUUUUCAACAACAGUGUCAACAAAUUACUUGCUAGACAUAGCUUUGUUUCUUGAUUAUCUGCUUUGAUUCUGGAAUUUUGAAUAUCGCUAGGCGCUGCGUUCAUUGCAUGAUGAAUCGCCUGCCCGACAAGCUGCUCUUUUCCAAGCAGCGCCUGAGACCGCGGGUUGUGCUUUCAUACAUCGCGGACUAUGUUAUACUCGUUGUCUGUAUUGCAGGGUUCUAUGCUCUCGACUCCAUUGAACCCUACCACCAACAUUUCUCGCUACGAAAUAUCUCCAUCCAGUAUCCAUAUGCUGUUCACGAGCGUAUCACGAUACAGGAAGCUCUCUGUAUCUCUGGAGUGGCGCCUCUAGUCAUCAUUGCCGUCUAUACCCUUCUUAUAGAUGGUCUCUUUUCCCACAACAAACCAAGGGAUCCAGUAUCCGGCAAACGGAAAUUUUCAGGCCCGUAUCGGUGGAAGGAUCGACUAUGGGAGUUUAACUGUGGAAUACUGGGGCUCCUGCUCUCUCAGGGGCUGACGUUCGUCAUCACGCAAGCAUUGAAGAACGCCUGUGGCAAGCCUCGGCCGGAUUUCAUUGAUCGGUGCCAGCCUCGCGCAGGAAGCCAGGAUGCAAUCCCAGGCUUGUCUAACUCUACCAUCUGCACGGGCGAACAUGCGCUCAUCAAAGACGGCUUCCGUUCAUGGCCAUCAGGCCACAGUAGCUCGUCGUUUGCUGGUUUGUUCUACCUGACGCUCUGGAUGAGUGGCAAACUGCAUAUAAUGGACAACAAAGGUGAGGUCUGGAAAGCACUCUUGGUCAUGAUACCGAGCCUGGGUGCUACUCUCGUUGCGGUGAGUCGGAUUAUGGAUGCGAGACACCACCCCUUCGACGUCAUCACUGGAUCGCUUCUCGGGAUCCUCUGCGCCGUUAUCUCCUAUCAUCAGUAUUUCCCACCUCUUUCGCAGCCUUGGAAGAAAGGUCGCGCGCAUCCUAUCCGCAGCUGGGGGACCGAGCCGCUACCCCCAUCGAAUCCAUUGAACAUGGUGAGAUUCGAAGAUAGUACUGCCGCGCUCCGUCACCCGGCAGAAGACAGCCAGGCAAAGCCGAUGGUCGGUGCAGACAAUGGCGCGGCUUAUAUCCCCACAUCCAAUCCCUACGCUACAAAUAUGUACACUCGUCGAUCACAGGAUGAGGACGGGAAUUGGUCCUCAUCUAGCGAGGACGUUCACGCAAAUGGCUAUGAGAUGCAGUCUGGGUAUGCUCGAGCACGCAACCCAGGACUGAAUGGAUCGAUUCCACAAUACGAGGUCGACACAACGUAUGACUCGCAACGACCACAGGCGGUCACAGCUCUCCAUGCACCCACACGAGUGAUGACUGCUCAGCUUGAUCGAGGGCGGGAUCUGACUGAGCUGCAUUCGCGGGAAGUAUAAGGCACCGGACGGGGCUACCCCGGUCGCCUCAAUGCGAGGGGGAUUCAUUAUGUUGCCAUUUAUAGAACAUAUACCAGUACACUUGCAUGGAACAUUUUCGGGCUCAUACUGUGAUGAUGAUCUUGGCUUAUUUUUCUCUCUUUGUCUUGUCUUCUUUCUUCUUUUUCCGGGAAAAGUGUGGCUAUCAGUCACGGAGGGUAUAUUAUUGAGUUCAAACAACAGGCGGGGAAAUGACAGAGACCACAACAUUCGUUCCGAAUGGCCAGAAGUUCUAUGGUCUACUUACGACCAUGGAUUUGCGGGCGGUAAGUGGGCUUUUUAUGAGGAUUUACUCCGUAAUGAGUGGAUCAAUGAUGAAACCGCUGGCGGUGAUCACAGCGCAGUAUUUGCGGCAUGUACUGUACAGGUUGUACAAACUGUACACAAUGUACAUACUUUGCUACACUAUCUGUUUUCUAGAAAGUCAUGAUUACCUCGCUGAC
Aspergillus brunneoviolaceus CBS 621.78 is the source of this 2160-nucleotide messenger RNA. RefSeq names its product phosphatase PAP2 family protein. The coding region runs from base 371 to 1678 and encodes 435 amino acids. Gene Ontology annotation, molecular function: phosphatidate phosphatase activity. Lineage: Eukaryota; Fungi; Ascomycota; Eurotiomycetes; Eurotiales; Aspergillaceae. The record is from RefSeq and is a predicted model, not a curated record. Gene Ontology annotation, biological process: phospholipid metabolic process. The transcript has 5 exons.